AUGGCCAGUAGGAAGUCCACAAAACUGCGUAUACCGCAUGCUCAAGAUGAUUGCGAGCUGGUUGGUAUUUUGGAACAACUGGCACCUGAAGAGUCCACGCAGGGCAGAAAGAUCGCCCUGAUUCUCCAUGGGACUAUGGGGCAUAAAGACUACUUGUUCCAAAAGCGUCUUGCACUACGUUUCCCGAUGGACUCAUUCAGAUUUGAUUUUCGCGGCAAUCACGAAAGUGGUGGCCAACGGACACAAGACCUCGUGACGGUCGUUUCUUACCUCCGCAAUACGUAUGGGUACGAGAUUGAUGUAGUGGUGGGCCAUUCUCGUGGUUCUGUCGUCGGGAUGUAUUGGCUAUGCACAUCCGAAGAAGGCAGGCAUGCUCGUGCCAUGGUCAAUGUGUCAGGCCGUUACCGAAUGCAUGCCUACAAAGAGCAGUGGGACGCCAAAGGUUACUACGAGCGGACCAUAACAGAGUUCUCUCGGUGGAACAGUGCAAUCGUUUGGGACAAAUUUCCUGGUCAAAUCCAUGUUCUGACAAUGCAUGGUCUCGUCGACAAGACAGUUCCUACAUAUGAUGCGAUUAUUUACUCUCGAGCACUUGGUGCCAGAACGCCUGGAACCCACAACCUGCAUUUAAUAGAGGAGGCCGAUCACAAUUUUACAAAUCGUCAAGACGAGGUUGUAGACUGCAUCCUGGAGUGGUGGGAUGCUCUUAACCAAGGACGCUUGAAAACAGGCAUAUUGAUGACAGGCGUACGUGGCAAGCUGUGA
Molecule: messenger RNA, 765 nt
Organism: Suillus subalutaceus
Lineage: Eukaryota; Fungi; Basidiomycota; Agaricomycetes; Boletales; Suillaceae
Product: ectomycorrhiza-regulated esterase
Exons: 9
Coding region: 1-765 (254 amino acids)
Biological process (GO): proteolysis
Molecular function (GO): serine-type peptidase activity
Source: RefSeq, a predicted model, not a curated record